This is a messenger RNA of Closterium sp. NIES-65, 3684 nucleotides long. The record is from the annotation of a GenBank genome assembly. NCBI's taxonomy places the organism in Eukaryota, Viridiplantae, Streptophyta, Zygnematophyceae, Desmidiales, Closteriaceae.
AUGGGCGAUCGGCAAUGGACCAGCAUGCGGGCGCCGCGUCCCGCAGCGCCGGGAACCAUCCGCGAAGACGAGGAGGGCGUGCAGGACGCUGACGUGGCAUCGGAUAUCACAAAGCAGAAAGUAGCCGCUGCGAAGAACUAUAUCGAGCAGCACUAUAAGCAGCGCAUGCGCACGCUGCAAGAACGGAAAGAGAGGCGGCACGAGCUGGAGCGGCGGCUGGAGGAGGAGGGCGUGUCUAACGAGGAGCAGGAGGGCGCGCUGCGCGAGCUGGAGCAGCGCGAGGCGGAGAUCAUGCGCCUGCAGCGCCACAAGCUCGGCGUGGACGACUUCGACCUCCUCACCAUCAUCGGCCGCGGGGCCUUCGGCGAGGUGCGGCUGUGUCGGGAGAGGGCGACGGGGAACGUGUACGCGAUGAAGAAGCUCAAGAAGGCAGAGAUGCUUCGCCGCGGCCAGGUGGAGCACGUGAAAGCAGAGCGGAACCUUCUCGCGGAGGUGGGCAGCAAGUGCAUCGUGCAGCUCUACUGCUCGUUCCAGGACGAGGAGUUUCUGUACCUGGUGAUGGAGUACCUGCCGGGCGGCGACAUGAUGACGCUGCUCAUGCGCAAGGACACGCUCACUGAGGACGAGGCGAGGUUCUAUGUUGGCGAGACGGUGCUGGCCAUUGAGAGCAUCCACAAGCACAACUACGUGCACAGGGACAUCAAGCCUGACAACCUGCUUUUGGACCGGCACGGGCACAUGAAGCUCUCGGAUUUCGGCCUGUGCAAGCCGCUGGACUGCCGGCACCUGCCCACCAUCACAGAGAGCGAGGAGGACGCCAUGCAGGCCGGCAUGGCCGCGGGCGGCCCUGUGGGUCCCUCCCCUAGCGGGCGCACGCAGCAGGAGCAGCUGCAGCACUGGCAGCGCAACCGCCGCAGCCUGGCGUUUUCAACGGUGGGCACCCCGGACUACAUCGCACCGGAGGUGCUGCUCAAGAAGGGCUACGGGCUCGAAUGCGACUGGUGGUCGCUGGGAGCCAUCAUGUACGAGAUGCUGGUGGGGUAUCCGCCCUUCUACUCCGAUGACCCCAUGACCACCUGCAGAAAGAUUGUGAACUGGCGGACGCACCUCAAGUUCCCCGAGGAGGCGGUGCUGACGUGGGAGGCCAGGGACCUCAUCAGCCGCCUGCUGUGCGACGUGGACCACCGCCUCGGCACCAUCAGCGUCGACGAGAUCAAGAGCCACCCGUGGUUCGCAGGGUUGCCGUGGGAGCGGCUGUACAACAUGGAGGCGGCGUUCCAGCCCGAGGUGGUGGACGAGCUGGACACUCAGAACUUUGAGAAGUUCGAUGAGGUGGACGAGAUGCCAUCGGGCCAGGGACGAGCCGGCCCAUGGAGAAAGAUGCUGCCGUCCAAGGACAUCAACUUUGUGGGGUACACAUACCGCAACAUGGAGAUCACACAGGGGGCACACUCCGCAGAGCUGAAGAAGAAGAGCAAGCCCAAGCGGCCCUCAGCCAACGCCCUGUUCGGAGGUGAGGGAGUGUUUGGGGUGGGGAGGGCGGCGGGAGGGGUCGCUGUCAUGACCUUCAGCAGGCGCAUCCGUUUUACUGAGGUGGUGUCAGAUCCAUCUGGGAGACUUUUGGGAGUCACAGUGGAAGGGGGGGAGGAGCCGUUCAGGGGGUUGGUGUCGAUGUCACUGCUCGGCAAUCUGGAGGGGGCCCGCCACGUGGAAGUGCCGAGAAACUUGUCGGAUCACUGGUUCGCCAUCAAGAUUCGGUUGAAGUUCGUGUCGGAGCAUGCCUACGGGCCGGGGCUUUGGAGAUUUCACGCAACACGGAGGAAAAGGCAGGGGGUGCGGAAAGUUAUUCAGUCGAUUAAGGAGGCGCUAAGCCGGUCGGGUCGGGAGUCCCUGGAGAAUAUGAUAUCGAAGCUGACGGUCGGGUUGAGAGCGUAUGAGAAGGAAGAAAGGAAACGGGUGGCGGCGACGCAGCUGCACCUCACGGAGGAAGUUGAACGGAUGCGACAUCUAGUCAUGAGGGGGCCAUCGGAUGACAAGGCAAAGGCGCUGCUGCUGACCAGAGAAGAGCAGCUGGAGGCCUAUCGCGAGAAUGAGCCAGAGAGGUUGGAGGUUUUUGUGGGCCUGACAGCAGAACUGCAAGGGGAGAUCCCAUCUCCCUACCUGUCGGCCAAGGUCAAGAUGAGGAAAGAACGUACCUUGAUAGAGGAGGUGCGGUAUAAGGGGGAACUCUGUAGAGGAUCACAAGCGGUACUUAAGGCAGCGUCGGCACACUUCGCAGAAGCCUUCAUGGAGGCACCAGCGGGACCGCAAAUGACGCGCGAUGAUUUCAAGGUGGACCGGGUGUUGCCGGCGGAGGCGGUGUUAAGGCUUGGGGCCCCGUGCCUGGCGGAUGCGGUUGCGGUGGUGGCUGAUGCGAUAGAGGCAGCCGACAAUGACGGAGAUGAUUGGUACCUUCUGGUGGUUGAUUUUCAGAAGGCAUACGACACGGUGUCGAGACCUUUCCUCUUCAAAACCUUGGAGAAGCUCGGGUUGCCGGCGCUGUUUCCGCGCUGCGCAGAGAUCAAGAGGCGGGAUCUGGGAUUCAGGGCGGCGGGCGGUGAAGCGUUGUCAUACGUGGGGUACGCGGACGAUACUUCGCUGAUCCUCCAUGGCGAGGCGCAGCUGCACUCAGCGGCGGAAGCUCUGAACAGGUUCGGGGAGCUGUCGGGCCUGCGUAUCAAUAGAGUCAAGUCGAUAGUUAUGCCGAUGGGGAGGAAUAAGGGCAGAGCGUCGCAGCCAGCCGUUACUUUCAAGUGGGCGGAGACCGGAGUCCCGGAGCGGCUGCUCGGUGUUUGGCCGUCGAAUGCCUGGGAAGUGGAGAAGGAGCAGCUCUGUUUUAACAGGCGCAUCAUGUUCCGAGGAGAAAGCCCCUUCGGGAACCGGCAGGGGGCGGUUGGGAUCAGGACAGUAAAGAUCGGGGACCUGCUCAUCACCAGGGGGGACGGGGGCAAAGGCAUCAAGGAGGUUAGGGCUUUGACAGAAGAAUUCGGGAGUGUGGCGACUGCAAGAUGGGCCAAGAAAGCUUAUGAAGCAAUCCCAGCUGGGUGGAAGCUCAUGGUAGAGGCGCCAAGGUCAGCGGAGGCAGUGGUGGCAGCGGCAAGGGUAAUACGUACGGUGCUGACGCGCACGCAAGAGUUCCUUUACUGGACGGUGCGGGGAGUUAAAGAUGGGGAGGUGGCGACGGACCACUUGGACUGCUCAGACGGCCCGGUGAUCGGCGCGCUGCUGAGAUCGCUGCAUGUCACGGACCCGACGGAUCAGACGAGGUCGCUAGGCGACAUGCUAUUUCAGGAGGGGGCCACAAAGUCCGGCUUUCCGGGAGCAACCCUGACAGCGGUGACGAUGAGAAGGAUCUGGUUGGCCAAGGUGGAUGCGGUGUACCGGAAGGAGAGGUUCCAGAAAAGGAAGGUGGCACGGGCGGCUAUCUAUGACUUCAUGCGCCAUGCGAGGGUUUACAGGGCGGGGAAGCUGAGGAAGGCAGCAACGGGUAGCGUCAGGGGUCAGCCACGUGACCCAUGGGGCGGCCUGGCAAGCGAUGAGAAGGCGGUGGUUGCGAGGAUCUGUGAGGCGGGGGAGCAAGCCACGUGGAAGGCGGGUUUCCUAUCCAUAUGGCAAGACCCCAAGACUUUCCACCGACCACCGUAG